This is a messenger RNA of Abrus precatorius (Indian licorice), 1840 nucleotides long. Its product is annotated as 26S proteasome regulatory subunit 6A homolog. Gene Ontology annotation, biological process: proteasome-mediated ubiquitin-dependent protein catabolic process. The coding region runs from base 82 to 1344 and encodes 420 amino acids. The transcript is spliced from 10 exons. Gene Ontology annotation, molecular function: ATP binding; ATP hydrolysis activity; proteasome-activating activity. Lineage: Eukaryota; Viridiplantae; Streptophyta; Magnoliopsida; Fabales; Fabaceae. Gene Ontology annotation, cellular component: proteasome regulatory particle, base subcomplex. The record is from RefSeq and is a predicted model, not a curated record.
GGGAAUUUGAGAUUGCGAUUACCUCUGGAACAAGUUGUGUGCAUGAAAACUGAAAAGUAGUAGUAAUUAGCAAUUGAAUUGAUGGCGAGCGAGGACACGAACUUCGAAGACGAUCAACUAGCGUCUAUGACCACCGAUGACAUCGUUAGAGCUUCUCGUCUACUCGAUAACGAGAUUCGCAUUCUCAAGGAAGACUUGCAGAGGACCAAUCUGGAAUUGGAAUCGUACAAGGAGAAGAUAAAAGAGAAUCAGGAGAAGAUCAAGCUUAAUAAGCAGUUGCCUUACCUCGUUGGCAACAUUGUCGAGAUAUUGGAAAUGAACCCAGAAGAUGAAGCUGAAGAAGAUGGUGCCAACAUUGAUCUUGACUCCCAAAGGAAGGGAAAAUGUGUGGUGCUAAAGACAUCUACUAGACAGACGAUUUUUCUUCCUGUUGUUGGGCUUGUUGACCCUGACAAGUUAAAACCAGGUGAUCUGGUCGGUGUUAACAAAGAUAGCUACUUAAUCUUGGAUACUCUGCCUUCUGAGUAUGAUUCACGAGUUAAAGCCAUGGAAGUUGAUGAAAAGCCAACAGAGGACUACAAUGACAUUGGUGGGUUAGAGAAGCAGAUCCAAGAAUUAGUUGAAGCCAUUGUUUUGCCAAUGACGCACAAGGAGAGGUUCCAGAAAUUAGGAGUUCGUCCUCCCAAGGGAGUGCUCUUAUAUGGACCUCCAGGGACUGGGAAAACAUUAAUGGCCCGUGCUUGUGCAGCACAAACAAAUGCCACUUUUCUGAAGUUGGCAGGUCCACAGCUGGUCCAGAUGUUUAUAGGAGAUGGAGCAAAACUUGUCCGUGAUGCCUUUCAGCUAGCAAAAGAGAAAUCUCCGUGCAUUAUAUUUAUAGAUGAAAUUGAUGCAAUUGGAACCAAGCGUUUUGAUAGUGAAGUAAGUGGAGACAGGGAGGUACAACGAACUAUGUUAGAAUUGCUCAAUCAACUUGAUGGUUUUAGUAGUGAUGACCGUAUCAAGGUGAUUGCUGCCACAAACCGUGCAGAUAUUCUUGAUCCUGCCCUAAUGCGGUCUGGUCGAUUGGAUCGAAAAAUUGAGUUUCCACACCCAAGUGAAGAGGCUAGAGCCCGAAUUCUGCAGAUCCAUUCCCGGAAGAUGAAUGUUCAUCCAGAUGUUAACUUUGAAGAAUUAGCUCGGUCCACGGAUGAUUUCAAUGGAGCACAACUUAAAGCAGUCUGUGUCGAGGCUGGCAUGUUGGCCCUUCGCCGUGAUGCAACCGAGGUGAACCAUGAGGACUUUAAUGAAGGUAUCAUCCAAGUCCAAGCAAAGAAGAAAUCAAGCUUAAAUUAUUAUGCAUAGGCACUCAACGCAAUGAAGAACCGGCAUUUAUGUCUGACAUUUAUUUUCUAGUAUCAAUUUUACUCGAAUCAUAUGUAAUUUAUAGCUUGCUAAUUAUCAUCUUUAAAAACAGUAAUGUAAUCUUACAUUUCACAGAAGUAGCUAUAUGUUGUAUCUGCUUCCUGUUUUAAAAUUUGUCGUGCUGGGUGCAAGUUUCUCUGUGUUCAGUAAACCGUUAUGAAAUAUGUUACAUUCGGUAUAUACGGGUUGGGCAAUGUCAAGGCUGGAAGCUAAAUUUGAAUCUAACGGAGGAUUAUUUGAAAUCGCGGAACAGUUGAUCGAGUAAUUGAUUGCAUGACAUCAAGCAACUAAGGAGAGAGCAUUAGAAAGAAAUCUUAAAGUCUUGUUUCAAAGAAAAGUGCCAAUCGUUUUAUGAUGUUGAUUUCUGUUUUUCUUUCAUUUUACACAACUGUGAAGUUAUUUAUAGAGUGAAGUUAUUUAUAGAACAAUUUUAUGG